UCUUCCACUGUAUUUACUAUUUAUCUGUAUUUUAUAACCUUAAAUUAAGGUUUCCUUUUGGGGUUUUGUGAAUUGAUUAGGUUUUGUAUUUAAGUGAAUAGAAACAUUUUUUUAUUUGUAAUUAGUUAGUUUAAAGAUUUUUCCUAAUGUCUUCUUCAGAGUACAACUCUACUGAUGAAUCAGAUAUUGAGUUACAAGAUGCAUUUGCAAAGGGAUUACUUAAACCAGGAUUAAAUGUACCUGUUGUGGAACAGGAAAAGAAGGUUUAUGCCAAUGAUGUGAAAACUUUAAAACAAAAACUGUUGGACAUAAAAAACAAUAUGAAUUGGUUUGAGCGUCUUGAUCUUGUCAGUAAACCUGCUCCCUUGGCUCCAGAAAUCGCAGUCCAGUUGGAAGAGCAAGAAGCACUAAACCAUUCCAGUAACAAAAGUGUAGCCAUGAAUGAAUUUAAGAGAGAGACCAAUUUUCACAGACAAGCCCAGGCAGCAGUCCUAGAAGGGUUAGCACGUCUUAAAGAUUUAGGAGUUCUAACAAAACGUCCAGAAGAUUAUUUUGCUGAAAUGGCUAAAUCAGAUUCACAUAUGCAAAAGGUGCGAGCAAUGUUAGUUAAAAAACAAGCAGAAACUGAACAUAUUGAAAAAGUAAGAAAAAUACGCCAGCAAAGGAAAAUGAGCAAAAAACUUCAGAAAGAGGGAAAGCUUAAGAAACAAAAUGAGAAGAAGGAAAUGUUGGAUGAAGUCAAAAAGUUUCGGAAAGGAAUACGUAAAGAUUUGGAUUUUUUGGAAAAUAAGAAACCUCAAAAUAAAUCUAAAUCAGGCCAGACAAGGUCCUUAAUGAAAAGGCAGUAUAAAGACUCUAAAUUUGGUCAUGGAGGAAAGAAGAGAGGUUUGAAAUUAAAUACGAAAGAAAGUUCUGCUAACAUGGAUGACUAUAGACCAUCUUUUAACAACUCAAAAAUGAUGAGGUCUGGAAGGAAGAAUGCAAAAGCCAUGAGGCCAGGGAAAAAAAACUCAAAAGUCAUACCAAGACCUGGAAAAAAUAAACGUGUCAAAUCAAAAUCACAAAGAAAAGGCUAACCAAAUUAAUAAAAUAUUUAAAUAUUUUUA
Homalodisca vitripennis (glassy-winged sharpshooter) is the source of this 1106-nucleotide messenger RNA. Its product is annotated as probable rRNA-processing protein EBP2 homolog. The record is from RefSeq and is a predicted model, not a curated record. Gene Ontology annotation, cellular component: nucleolus; preribosome, large subunit precursor; nuclear periphery. Gene Ontology annotation, biological process: rRNA processing; ribosomal large subunit biogenesis. Bases 147 to 1076 code for a protein of 309 amino acids. NCBI's taxonomy places the organism in Eukaryota, Metazoa, Arthropoda, Insecta, Hemiptera, Cicadellidae. The transcript has 6 exons.